Ectocarpus sp. CCAP 1310/34 is the source of this 2932-nucleotide messenger RNA. The record is from the annotation of a GenBank genome assembly. Lineage: Eukaryota; Phaeophyceae; Ectocarpales; Ectocarpaceae.
CUAUAUUUUGACCCACUUUUGUCCAAAUUGUAUCCACAUUGUCCACUUACGGACGGCGGAAAUCGAGCGGAAAUCGACCUCCACGUCACCCCACAGCAGAACAUCGAAUAGUCUCGUAACGUCUCAGAACCUCCCGACACCGUAUCCAUGGCAUCUUUCGUAUCCAUGACUGCCGACUGCGGACCGAUCGCGGAGGAACAAGUCAGACACAUGCCAGCCCCCUUCGGUACCGGCACGGGAGGGUACCAGGCACGGGAAGAUGCCCGCGGCAAGCCUGACAAGCAGCGCACUAACGGCAAACGCCACAAAUGCGUGACACACAACGGACAACAAAACCAACGGGCGCGCAUAGUCUACAAAAUAUAAAGACGCGCACAGCAAGAACACACAUACAAAAACACCAACCACCACCACGACGAGUGCACACCGACUCAUGAUGGCAGCAGCAGCAUGUCGGUGCAGUUUACCCUGCAGGGCGCCCGCUCAGGGUCAAGCGCGGGCGCACCUCUGUCAACUGCUGGCGGCGCCAUGGUUGAAGGGGCAACUUUUUCGACCGUUAGGUUUUCAGGGAUAUCAAGCCAGAGUUUCACGUCGUAUACACAAUGAUAUGAGAAUAAUACCCUUUCUCUGUUACGAGUAAGGUCCCUGAAGUGGUGAAUAACCGUUCACCAACGGAGGUAUUUCGCUCUUAUUGAGAUGUGGCGAGGAUGUGCCAAGCGUGGCCGAAGUGGUUCGGCCGUGCUAGAAAGGUGAAAGUGAGAGUGAGCCUUGGUGGGCCCUUUCAUCCUCCGUCUGGUCACAGCAGCAGGCGGAGGUUCUUUCUCUGUAAACAUCUGCAGACCUGUAGAACUGUGUUCGCAGGGUCUCCGAUCUUCACUGGUUGUAUGUGCGUCAGUACCGUUAGGAAGAUACCUAUAUCCAGGUUUCCACAUUGCCCCCCUUUUUGUUCGCCGAAAAUCCAUCUUUAUUGAAAAAUGGUUUUCGGCGCUCAUUCUAAGGUGAAUGAGGGAAUGCCAGUGGAAUUGAAUUAGGUUAUUCCUUAUGGUAUGACACAGCUCGUGAAUAUGAUUGUCUCCCCCUCCUCAUCGCUGCCGUGUUGAGUAAACACGUGUUAUGUUACAACGAGGGGACCCGCACAUACCCGAGAACAUACUUGAUAGGUUGUUCUGGAGUCACUCUGUUUGUGGAGUAACUCGACUUCACCUCAUUUGGUGAUUGCCCCCGUGUCUCCUAUCGUUCACGAGCAGAGAUUGUCUUUUAAGACAUUCAAGUCCCUUGUAUGCCAAGGUUGUGGACUUGUUGCGGUGUUUGGUUCGUUUUGACCAAACCGCGUGGGUAUUAUUGCAAUGUUCUUGCUGGACGAAUAACCUGUUUUCAGGAGGCGUACGGUGUAUAUAAUAGUCAAACUGUUUUCUUUUCACGACUCAUCAUCAAAACUAUUUGGUGGUGACCCCAAACAGCUUCUAGAAAUCAUGUAACUUGACUUUCCUCGCCAGCGAUUGGCCCAAACAACCGCUAGUAUAGCUCGCACUUUUGUGUUUGCUAACCUUUUCGCCGUUUGUUAUGUAUUUGAGAUACAUAUAUCUUAUUCGCCUUUCGUCCUCUUUUGCUUUUCCGCCGAGUAUUUGUGUUUACGCUUUCCUUGCGAUCAGUCGACUUCGUUUGCAACUGUUGUUUGGCGCGUUUACACGUACUCCGUUCUUGGCUGUCGUCCUUGGUGCGUUUCCUUUUGAGGGUGUGCACUUCAGUUGACUUGUUACCAGCCAGAUCGAUGCUCAGACCAUUUUUGGCUCUGUAGGCGGAAAUCAUUUCAUGACAUUGUGGUACCUCGUCUGCUCGGUAUACUAAGUCCGACUCUGGGCCGUAUCCUUGUAACCGCAGGCGAUAUUUGUAGUUGUGUUGGCUUUUUCGGCCCGGACCUGUUUUGUGGCCAACCACUUUGUCAACGACGUAUCUCUCAAUUCUUGGUUGAUUAACGUCGGUUUCUUUCAGCGACGGCAACGGAAUUUGUUUCCCUAAGAAAAAUUUAGCCAGUUUUUCGAACUGUGGUGCUGGAGGUUUCUGCCGUGCACGAUACUGCUUCAAAUGGGCGAGGUGCAAUUCAGUGUCGGAACGAUUGCACUCCACAAUGCAUGCAAUGCUAGCGAUGCACAGUUCUAUGGACCCAAAUAACUGGGCGGAGCUCUUGCCGAUGGUACAACUGGCGUAUAACACAUCGUUCAGUGCAACCAUGCAUGAGACACCGUUUUUCUUGAUGUUCGGUCGUCCAGCACGAUUACCUGUGGAUGUAAUUCUCGGGAUACCACAUGUCGGCACAACAGCCGAUACCGAGAGUUUUUCUCAGCAAACCAGAGACAAUCUACAGGUCGCGUUUGAAUUAGCGCGCCGAAAUCUAACGGAACGUGUUGAGAAACAGGCUGCGAAAAACAAAAAGUUACCGCAGUACCCAGUGUUCAAACCUGGUCAACAAGUGCGAGUAUACAAGCCAUACCAGGACACUGACGGACCAAAUCCGAAACUGUUUUUGCCAUGGAGAGGACCAUUUAUCGUUUGCUCUCAACUAUCACCAGUUGUUUAUCGGGUAAAACGAAGGAACGAUGCGCGGGAAACAUCCGAACACCUCGCCCAUUUGAAGCAGUAUCAUGCACGGCAGAAACCUCCAGCACCACAGUUCGAAAAACUGGCUAAAUUUUUCUUAGGGAAACAAAUUCCGUUGCCGUCGCUGAAAGAAACCGACGUUAAUCAACCAAGAAUUGAGAGAUACGUCGUUGACAAAGUGGUUGGCCACAAAACAGGUCCGGGCCGAAAAAGCCAACACAACUACAAAUAUCGCCUGCGGUUACAAGGAUACGGCCCAGAGUCGGACUUAAUAUACCGAGCAGACGAGGUACCACAAUGUCAUGAAAUGAUUUCCGCCUACAGAGCCAAAAAU